AUGGAGGUUCUGCAGUACCUCACAGCCGCUUCAGCGCUUUUUGCCGCCUCGUCUCUCGCUGAGCGUCAGUUUCAUUACGUCAACGAGUUGCAGAACUGCAGAGAGCAGUUCGUUGACCUGGUGACCUUAAGCAGCGUGGAGAACGUGACGACUCUGGUGGACAUGAUCGACCUGAAGCAGAUGGUCAACGGAGUCGUGAAGCAUCGAGCCUGGAUCGGACUGUCGGACGACCCCAACAGCUGGAGCUGGUCGCUGUCCGACCCAAACGUGUUUCAGAACCCCGGAGACUCCGACUUCAGAAACUGGCAGCUUGGACAACCGGACAACAGGCAGAGCCCUGAAGACUGCGUGAGGAUCUACGACGACGGGUUCUGGAACGACUGGUCCUGUGGAAGCUACGAGAAGUCUGUGUGCGCCGACGUGAACGGACCGGAUGUGACGUUUGUCCUGGUGGAGCAGUUCUUCCCCUGGGCCGACGCUCUGGCCAACUGCAGGAACCAUCACACAGACAUGGCCGUCGCCAGAGACCUGUCAGAGAACGAGAAGAUAAGGGAGAUGAUGCCGCCGGGUCAGUACGCCUGGAUCGGGCUGAACAGAAACUCCUUGACCUGGGUGGACGGAACCAGCCCCGCCUUCACUCACUGGAGUUCAGGCGAACCGAACAGCGAGGAAGAGAAAUGCACCAUAGCAAACUUUGAUGACUCUGGAAAGUGGGAGGACUGUCCUUGUGACUGGAACUUCCCAUUCUUUUGUUAUGGAGACAAAGAGCAAAACGUUCUGGGUCCAGUUUCCAAGCUGCUGGUGAAGCUGAAGGUGGCGAAGUCUUCAUCUGUGGACCUGAACGACGCCGCCCUGCUGGAAGACCUGCUGACGAAGUUUUUGCAGAGGCUGAAGGACGGCGGCGCAGAAGGAAACGUCAGACUGAGCUGGAAGGAGAGACCAGAUGGAACGACCUUCCACCAGGAGGGAUGAGGAUGACCUUUAACCUUCAUCUGAAAUGGAUUCUCCUCUCAUCCAUGUUUUUGUUUGCUGUUUUGCUCUUUUCUGAUUGUAUGGUGGAGUCUCUGGAUGGUGAAUAGAGACUGUGAUUGUAAAGUUACAGUGAAAAAUGAACUUCAGUUAUUUAUCCUGUCAUGAGAUUCAUGUUCAAAAGUCAUAUUUUCACCAUGUUAUUCAUUCAUCUAUAUUUGUCACAAUAUCAGGAUGUAGCUCUAAACUGAAUAUUCACUGAUAAACCAAAUUUCUUCUUCCCUAAAAAUUAAUUUGCAUCAUAUCUUUUAGCUCCAAACUAGUUAGCAAGCUGGCUAACUAAACAUCUGGUUAGAAGCUAAAUAGUGAGUUUGUUGACUAGAUCUUAA
This is a messenger RNA of Poeciliopsis prolifica (blackstripe livebearer), 1358 nucleotides long. RefSeq names its product macrophage mannose receptor 1-like. The record is from RefSeq and is a predicted model, not a curated record. The transcript is spliced from 6 exons. NCBI's taxonomy places the organism in Eukaryota, Metazoa, Chordata, Actinopteri, Cyprinodontiformes, Poeciliidae. The coding region runs from base 1 to 972 and encodes 323 amino acids.